Penaeus vannamei (Pacific white shrimp) is the source of this 1938-nucleotide messenger RNA. Its product is annotated as beta-alanyl-dopamine/carcinine hydrolase. Lineage: Eukaryota; Metazoa; Arthropoda; Malacostraca; Decapoda; Penaeidae. The record is from RefSeq and is a predicted model, not a curated record.
ACAAGUCACUGAGCGAGUUGCUGACACAGAGACAAGAACGGUGAUAAUGCAGCGCAGAAUUGUAUGAUAUAUAACGGGAGGACUACACAGCAUUAUACGGAUACAUUUGAAGAAUUGUAUGGUAUGUAAAGUUUUAGGUAAGCGAAACCGCUCUUUGGUGCUGCUCAUCACCGGCAUAAGCCAUUUUCACUCGUGACUCUGCUGACGGAGUCAUCAAACAGACCCAUCAAAAGAACUUCUCAGAAAAGCUCCUCAAAAGGACUUUUCCAAAGGAACUCCCUAAAAGCCGCUUCUAAAGGACUCUCCCACGAUGAGUCCUAGGUUGAAAUUCGACCGGCGUUCCUCCCUACCCGUUCUGUACACUCGCGGGACGCAUUAUGAAGUUGGGUUUGACAUCGGUCGAACGUUCCGAGGAAUAAUCGAAGACUAUUUGGCGGCGAGUAAGCACUCCCAUGACUCGCUCCUCAAGCAGUUCGGUGAGGGGGACGGCAAGGCUGCCUAUGACGUCACUUUGGAGAACCUGAAGACGAACUUUCCCCAAUACAUAAGGGAGUUGCAAGGGAUUGCAGACGGCGCUCGGGUGCCAUUCCAGCAUCUGAUGGUGCUGCAUCUGGUCACGAGCCUCAGCCCCGGCCAGCACGAUAUUUUUUCCUCGGCAACCAGGCCUAACCUCGGCUGCACGUCUGUCAGUCUCAACAAAGAUGGAGAGAUCCUGCUGGGCCACACGGAGGACGCGGAGGCCGAAAUGCUGAACCACCUGUACAUCGUUGACGCCGAGAUCAUCGAAGAGGAAGCCCAGGGCCGCUGGGGCUUCAAGAGGGAGCACUUCACGGCCUUGUGCUACGCCGGAGAAGUGCCCGGCUUCUGCAUGGGUUACAACCGCCAUGGGAUUGCCUUCUCCGUCAACGUCCUGCGACCGCGCCACAUUUUUAGCGGGAAGACGCCGCGCCACUUCCUGUGCCGCGCCCUGCUCGCCGCGGACUCCAUGGCAGCGGCCCAGCGGAUCCUCCAGGACGCGGGCGUGGGCGCCGCUGACGGUUUCUCUGCCAACGUGAUCCACCUGGCGAAGGACGGAGGUCGUGCCUUCCACAACUUCGAAGUCGCUCCGCCCAAGGCGGACAGCGCCGAAAGCCAGGUGUCGGUUCACGUGGUGGAGAGAGGGCAGCACUUCAUCCACACGAAUAACUAUCAACACCUCAAGACCGAGGAACACUGUGAGGCCCUUGUGGUAACCAGCAGCCGCCGCCGCCGCGCCCGGGCCGAGGUCCUCCCGCCGCCGACGUCCCGCGAACUCCUCGUCGCCCUGUUAUCCGACGACGAAGACCCCGUCCAUCCCAUCUUCAGGACCCAAGACCCGGACUUCAUCACGACGGCGCUCGGCCUGUUCGACGUAGUGAAGCGGGAGUGGACCUUCUGGAUGCAGAAUCCGAAGACCGCUGCGCCUCUCUUUUCUCUGCCGAUGACCUUCCAAUGGGACGAGUAAAGGGACGUCGGCAGCAGCGUGGUCCUCAUUCAGAAAUGAUGUAGGGCUUGCUGAAGGUAGCGACUUCUUCGUCGUUGAAGAUUUAGAGGUGUUGUGUCGAUAGAUUAUAUCGGUUGAUUUUGAUUCAGUGUUUAUCUAUGGCUAAAAUUGUUCGUGGGAAUGACCAUCUUUGUCUUACUCUUUGCUAGGAAUUAUUGUUUAUGGAUGUCUGAGAUAAGAAUACCUGAAUAUAGUAUUAGAUGUGAUAUACCUUGAAUAUAGUAUUAAAUUACCUUUAAUAUAGUAUUAGACUUGAUAUAGCAAUGUGCAUUUUUGAAGUAGUUAUAACACAUAAAUAAUUCAUUGUAAUUAUUCCUCAUUCUUUUAUCUUCGUGUAUAUAUAAAACGCAGGGAUUUUACAACCAAGCUAAAGCUACAUGUUCUAGAAUACCUGAAUAAAUAUUGGACUUACUGAA